AUGCGCAAGUGCAAUCGCAACCAGGGCAUCCUCUCGCAGGUGUGUUCCUUUGGCGCCGUUAAGCCGGUGGAGUUUUGUCGCGAGUUUCGCAAAGCCAAGCCUCAGUUUCGACGCAAUGAACAGCAGGACGCGCAGGAGUUUCUCUCGUUGCUGCUCGAUCUACUGCACGAUGAGUGCAACAAGGCAAAGAAGGCGAGCAAAAAGGAAGAGAAAGGGGAGAUUUUGUAUGAGACACCGUCGCAACCACCACCACAACCUCCACCUCCUCCACCUCCUGCCACUCCUUCCGAACCAAGCAAUGCCGAAGAGGCCUGGGAGCAGCAUGUGACAAACGUGGACAAUAGUUUCUUCUCCAAGCUGCUCAUGGGCCAGUCCGAGUCCUGUCUCACCUGUCAGACGUGCGGCAACAGCAGCAUCUCCUGGAGUUCAUUCUGGCAACUGCCGCUGGCGGUUCAGAAGGAGAAGAAAAAGACCUCCACUGUCGCUGCUGUUGCUGGGGAAGAGGCAGCCGCCAAUGGCAGCUCAGUGGCAGAACAAGGUGAACAGAAGGAGCCCACUCUCACACUGGCCAACUGCAUCAGCGAGUUCAUGGAGACGGAGGCUGAAUCGGCAGGGGGCGGCAAGUCAUCGAGUGACAAGGUCAAGGGCAGCUCUGUGCCAGUGGAUAAGCUACCGGAAGAGCAGCAGCCUGAAGAGGAGGUGCUAGUGCAGCUGGCGCAGCAGCUUGAAAUUGAGGACAAGGUUCAGCAGCAGCAGGAGCCUAAAGAAGAGGUACUGGCGCAACUGCUGCAGCCUGAAGAAGAGGUGCUGGUGCAGCAGCAGCCUAAAAAUGAGGUGCUGGAGGAGGAGGAGACAGUUUCCAGCCAGCUGUUGUGA
Rhagoletis zephyria (snowberry fruit fly) is the source of this 876-nucleotide messenger RNA. NCBI's taxonomy places the organism in Eukaryota, Metazoa, Arthropoda, Insecta, Diptera, Tephritidae. The record is from RefSeq and is a predicted model, not a curated record.